Lactuca virosa is the source of this 1479-nucleotide messenger RNA. The record is from the annotation of a GenBank genome assembly. NCBI's taxonomy places the organism in Eukaryota, Viridiplantae, Streptophyta, Magnoliopsida, Asterales, Asteraceae.
AAAGACACAACUACCCUUAACUUACCCUUAUCAUCAUCGUGACAGCCUCCAAUACCCCACAUCCUCCAUCGUUGCGCUCAUCGAAUGUCGCCUCCCACAAGCUGCAGGUAGCUCGAAUCUGUAAUCCUCUUUUCUUCCACCACCUGCAAUCGUUUUCAUACAUCGAUUCCUUCUUCUGGUGCUUCUCCAGCUGAUCGAUUCCAUCGUUGCAAUUGAUUCGGAGCCUGCAAACAAUUUCUGCAACAGCAAAUAAGGUUUGCGACUUCAAUCAUCUCAACGACUGCCUCAUUUUUUUCCUCUUUGGCUCUGAAUUUUCCUUGCAUAUGCGAUUUAAUCUUCUCAACAUCAUUAGGGAAGAUAGUACAAAGAAAAGAUGGUGUUUGCAACAGCCAUAAGUUCAUGUCCACGUCUUCAUUUCCCAAAGAGACUUUCUGCAACUCAAAAAAAGAUCAGAUGUUGUUCAACUAUCUCAUCAUCAAUCUCUACAACCUUUGACCUUAAAACUUAUUGGUCAACUCUAAGAGAAGAAAUUAAUCAGAAGCUUGAUGAAGCUAUACCUGUCCAGUACCCUAAUCAAAUCUAUGAAUCCAUGCGUUACUCUGUUCUUGCAAAAGGAGCAAAAAGAGCACCACCAGUUAUGUGUGUUGCCGCCUGUGAACUCCUUGGCGGCAACCGCCUUGCCGCCUUCCCCACCGCCUGUGCCCUUGAAAUGGUCCACGCGGCCUCUCUAAUCCAUGACGACUUACCAUGCAUGGAUGACGAUCCAUCACGGCGUGGUCAACCCUCGAACCACACUGUCUUUGGUAUGGACAUGGCAAUCCUGGCCGGAGACGCCCUAUUCCCGCUAGGGUUCCGCCACAUCGUCUCCCACACCCCCACUAACCUCGUCCCCCAAACCCAACUCCUCCACGUCAUCACCGAAAUCGCCCGAGCCGUGGGGUCCACUGGCAUGGCCGCGGGUCAAUUUGUUGACCUCGAGGGCCCACCAAACACCGUAGAAUUCAUCCACGAAAAGAAAUACGGUGAGAUGGGCGAGUGCUCGGCGGUUUGUGGCGGUUUACUGGCGGGCGGUGAUGAUGAUGAGAUCCAACGGUUGAGAAGGUAUGGUCGGGCGGUGGGGAUUUUGUAUCAAGUGGUGGAUGAUGUUUUGGAGGCGAAAGUGAAAGGGGAGGAGAAGACCGGGAAGAGUUAUGUGGCGGUUUAUGGUGUUGAUAGGGCGGUGGAAGUGGCGGAGGAGUUGCGGGCGGAGGCUAAGAGGGAGUUGGAGGGUUUUGAGAAGUAUGGUGACAAGGUUUUACCAUUAUAUAGUUUUGUUGAUUAUGCGGUUGAUAGAGGGUUUAGUUUUGCUGAUAAGGUUUGAUUCUGUUAAAUUUUGUAAUCUCUGUCAUGUUUUAAAUAUAAAGACUUUAGUUAUCUUAUAUAUUUUAGUUUUGUUUGGAAAAGGAAAUAAAAAAGUAUUUUAGUCAAAACGAAUGUGUU